This is a messenger RNA of Epinephelus moara (kelp grouper), 2125 nucleotides long. RefSeq names its product CMP-N-acetylneuraminate-beta-galactosamide-alpha-2,3-sialyltransferase 1-like. The record is from RefSeq and is a predicted model, not a curated record. The transcript is spliced from 7 exons. Gene Ontology annotation, molecular function: beta-galactoside (CMP) alpha-2,3-sialyltransferase activity. Bases 166 to 1107 code for a protein of 313 amino acids. NCBI's taxonomy places the organism in Eukaryota, Metazoa, Chordata, Actinopteri, Perciformes, Serranidae.
UGCUGCUCAUCAGCUCAUUUCAUUGUUGACAACUCACGCGUUCAUCAGCUGCAAGGUGUUUUGUUUUGUUGUUUUCUUGCCUCACCAGCCUGAUUUUUUUUUUUUUUUUUUAAAUCUCUUGUCAGAUCAACUCUGAUCUUCCUCCAAGAGCGUCACGCUGCUGAGAUGCUUUCAAAAUUGGGAAAAAUCAGAAUAGUUAUAGCCAUACUGUGCAUCGCUGCCGUUGGGCUGUUGUCUAGAUAUUCAUGGGAUUUAUCUACAUUUUCCCUCGGCCUGCUGAACUCAAGUGUUUGUGCCUGUAGCAAAUGUUUACCAGAGGGUGAUCCGUGGUUUAGGGAGCUCAUCAAGUCAUCUCCUCAACCCUUGUUGUCAAAAACAUAUUCGACCCCAGAGGACGAUUUCAACUGGUGGAAGCGCUUACAGGGGGAAAUGCGCAACUUCACUUUCUACAAAACAACAGUGGACAACCUGUUUAAGAUCUUCCCACCCGUUCCAGAUGUUGUAGAAUUCAGCCCUGACCGCUGCAGGACUUGUGCUGUGGUGGGGAACUCUGUUAAUUUGAAGAGAUCACACUGUGGACCUCUCAUAGAUAUGCACGAUACUGUAAUAAGAAUGAACCAUGGCCGCACUAAAGGCUACGAAACGGAUGUUGGCACCAAAACAACUCAUCAUGUGAUGUACCCAGAGAGUGCUGUUAGUUUGGACAACACUACUCAUCUUGUGAUGUUUCCAUUCAAGAUAAAGGAUCUACUGUGGCUCCUCAAGAAAUUCGAUUCAGGGGGAAAAAAUGCUGGGAACAGGAUAGCUAACAAGGAUUUGGUGAUGAUCCUCAAUCCAGCUUUCAUGAGAUAUGUUCAUGAAACUUGGCUGUUGAAGAAGGGCAGGUAUCCAUCCACUGGCUUCCUGACUGUGGCUCUCAGCCUGCAGAUUUGUGAUGAGGUCAGCGUUUUUGGGUUUGGAGCAGACAGUGACGGAAACUGGAGCCAUUACUUUGAAAUCCUCACAAACAAAAGGCUGAAAACUGGACCUCACGCAGGAGCACAUGAAUAUGAAGUUAUUCAGCAACUAUACCAGAAGAAGAAAAUCCGUUUUUUUAAAGGAUCCUAAAAUCCAUUUUUGUUUCUGUCUUUGUCAACUGCACUAACACGAACAGAACUGAGCACUGGAAAAAGUCAUUUGCAGUUGAUUUGGCCUUUCAUUAGUCAUAUUUAUUCAGCAUCUAAAUGUGUUUACGUUCAAGUCAUUUUGUGAACUUCAGUUUUGGUUUCAUAGAAUCACGUCCUAUUGUUCAGUCUGUUUUUUCGUCCACCAUUUCACAUACUCCACUGUCUAACAUAUGGAAAGUAGCCAAACCAUCCAUCAUGUCUAUAAAUAGGUGCAAUAUCCGAGCCCUAUAUUAACACUGGUAAAAACACAAAGCAAUAAAACAUAUAAUCAUUUAUCAGUAUGGCUUCCUAGUGGCUCUUCUCACACUUAUUGCCUUAGUUUGGCUCAAUCAUAGAGUUGUAGCCGCUUAUUCUUCACAGGGUCAUGCAGGUGCUGGAGCCGACCCCAGCUGACAAAACGCAGGGACUUGAGUCAACUAUUAACCUACGCUGCAUGUCUUUGGACCUUGGGAGGAAGCCGGAGAACUCAGGGAAAACCCACGCUGACACAGAGAGAACAUGCAAACUCCAAAAGAACCCCAGCCGGCCUCUGGAUCUGAACCCAGAACCCUCUUGCUUUGAGUUUUAACCCCAAAAGCCAGGCAGUAUAGUUAUUACUGUAAUGAUAUCCUCAGUUGAUCGUGGUGUAACAUACAUACUCAGACAUGCUGCCUGCUCCCCUUUAUGUAUAGUAUUGCACUGUUGGUCAUGAGUUUGUGUUUGUUUGUUUUUCCUCCCACAUGUUUAUGUUGCAUUUGCCUUUUUGACUUUAUGAUGCAAUGAACAAAAAGACUUGUCAUGCACAGCAGGUGUGACUGAUAUUACUGAUAAUGGCUGUGUUCCAUUUGGGUGGUUCAGUAUGAUGACUGUUACCAUGUCCAAUGACAUAGUGGAAACACAGCUAUUGAGUUACUGCCAUUAGACCCAUAUGUGCCUUUAUUUUGUUCCAGUGUCAAGUUUGCAGGAAGAAUGCUGUGAAA